AUGUCGUCUCCUCAGCAACUCCGAACCACGACCACGGAUCUCUUGAAGAUCAAGCAUCCCGUCCUGUUGGCCGGGAUGAACGUGGCAGCUGGCCCUAAAUUGGCUGCCGCAGUUACCAACGCCGGAGGUCUUGGUGUCAUCGGUGGUGUUGGCUACACCCCAGACAUGCUCCGGGAACAAGUUGCCGAGCUCAAAAGCUAUCUGAACGACAAGAAUGCUCCCUUCGGUGUCGACCUUCUCCUUCCACAGGUCGGUGGGAGUGCAAGAAAGACAAACUACGACUAUACCAAGGGCAAGCUCAACGAGCUGGUUGACAUCAUCAUCGACUCUGGCGCGAAGCUAUUCGUCUCUGCCGUGGGCGUUCCUCCAAAGGAGGUUGUGGACAAGCUUCACAAGAACGGCAUUCUCUACAUGAAUAUGAUUGGCCACGUCAAGCACGUGAAGAAAUGCCUCGACCUUGGUGUCGACUUAAUAUGUGCUCAGGGUGGUGAGGGUGGAGGCCACACCGGUGAUAUCCCCACCUCGGUGCUCAUCCCUGCUGUCGCCAAACUCUGCGCCGAAGCACCCCCCUCCAAGUUCACUGGCCAACCCGUCCAAUGCAUUGCGGCCGGGGGUAUCUUCAGCGGCGCAUCGCUGGCAUCGGCCUUGAUGCUCGGCGCCUCUGCCGUCUGGGUCGGAACGCGUUUCGUGCUUUCCGAGGAAGCUGGUGCCCCCAAAGCACACCAGGAAGCCGUCCGGACCGCCGGCUUCGAUGAUAACAUUCGAACCAUCAUUUUCACCGGACGACCGCUGCGGGUGAGGACCAACGAGUACAUCAAGAACUGGGAGGAGAACCGGCAGGCCGAGAUCAAGGCGUUGACGGAGAAGGGUAUCAUUCCGGUUGAGCACGACUUCGAGACCAAAGGUGACGACCUCUCCGACGAGGACAUGGAGAAUGCCCGACCCUUCCUGAUGGGCAAGGCUGCCGCCGUGGUCAACGAGAAGAAAUCCGCGCGGGAGAUCGUCGACGAGUUCGUCAACGACGCCGUCAAGUGCCUGCAGACCGGCAACGCCUUGAUCGUCUCCAAGAGCAAGCUAUGA
Messenger RNA from Fonsecaea erecta, 1080 nucleotides. Its product is annotated as oxidoreductase, 2-nitropropane dioxygenase. Bases 1 to 1080 code for a protein of 359 amino acids. Lineage: Eukaryota; Fungi; Ascomycota; Eurotiomycetes; Chaetothyriales; Herpotrichiellaceae. Gene Ontology annotation, molecular function: nitronate monooxygenase activity. The transcript is spliced from 7 exons. The record is from RefSeq and is a predicted model, not a curated record.